AUGAUCAGUGCCCUGAUCAUCAGUGCCACCCAUCAGUGUCAACCAAUGCUGCCCAUCAGUGCUCAGCGGUGUCACCCAUCAGUACCCAGCAGUGCCACCCAUCAGUGCCAGCAGUGCUGCCCAGCAGUGCCACCCAAAAUUUGUGCCCAGUGCCCAGCAGUGCUACCCAGCAGUGCUGCCAGACAGUGCCAUCAGUCAGUGCUGCCAGUCAGUGCUUGCCCAUAAGUGCUGCCUAUCAGUGCCCAUCAUUGCUGCAUAUCAGUGCAGCAUCAUCAGUGCCUCCUCAUCAAUGCCCACCAGUGCCGCCUCAUCAGUGUCACCUCAUCAGUGCAGCCUAUCAGUGCCCAUCAGUGCUGCCUAUUCAUGCCACCUCAUCAAUGCCCAUCAGUGCUGCCCAUCGGUG
Staurois parvus is the source of this 403-nucleotide messenger RNA. Lineage: Eukaryota; Metazoa; Chordata; Amphibia; Anura; Ranidae. The record is from the annotation of a GenBank genome assembly.